Closterium sp. Naga37s-1 is the source of this 705-nucleotide messenger RNA. NCBI's taxonomy places the organism in Eukaryota, Viridiplantae, Streptophyta, Zygnematophyceae, Desmidiales, Closteriaceae. The record is from the annotation of a GenBank genome assembly.
AUGCUGGUUCUAGACUUGCGCUCUGAUGCUGCCCCUGUGACAGAUACUGCUGCUGCUGCUGCUGCUGCUGCUGCUGCUGCUGCUGCUGCUGCUGCUGCUGCUGCUGCUGGUGGCGGCGGCAGCGGUGGCGACGCUUCGCUCCAAUCACUGGCCGCCAGCUGUCUGUCACUCUCAGAGCUCCACCUCUUUUCAGACUACCUUCUGGGCACCGGUCUCGCCUCCCACUCCCCCGCUACACCUUCCUCCACUUCCCCCUCGCCCCCUCCUCCUCCGAUCCCCAAUUCGACAUCCUCGUCUCCUCUUCCCAAUCGUAGUCCACCCACCUCCUCCUCCCUAUCCCCUCUUCGCAAUAACAAUUCCUCCCCAUCCUCCUCCCUGUCAUCCUCCUCCCCUUCCUCCUCGCCUCUUCCCUCCAAGCCUCCCUACCGCUUCCUCUCACUCAAGGCACUCUCUAUCACCAGCUGCUCUCUCGCUGACCCGGGCGUUGCCUGCAUAGUCACCACCUGCCCCAACCUCCUCCGACUGCUGCUGCGCGAUUGCAUACAGGUUACUGAGGCUAGUGUAAGCAGUGCAGUCAAGGCGUGCAAAAGGCUUCAAUUGCUGGACGUUUCUGGGUGCACCAGAGUCAACCUGAAGCAGGCUGCGGAGGUGGUGGCAGCUAGACCGCGGCUGGUGCUUGUAACAGUGAGAAAAGAUGCGGAUUGA